AUGCUUUCCAAUACGAUGGGCUGCAACAUAUGCGGUCAGCACGUCACUUCACGCUCAUCUGCCUUUCUGAUCGAAUGUUACUACUGCAGUCGUUGGCUACAUGGUGAUUGCGCUCAAGUAAGUGAACAAGAUGCACUGCUAAUUGCUAAGUUUGCUUGUAUUGAGUGUCAGCAUCAUGGUCAUGAAGUGGUUAAAUAUUCAUCCCUCGAAACUACCUCGUUUGACCUUCAUUCAAUGCCCUUUACACCGUUACCAAUACAUUUAAGCAGCAAUGAAUCAUCGACACCUUUACAACUUCGACAUGUAAAGAGUUCGCGAGAAUUUCGUCAAUUAUUAAGCACAGCUAUAUACGCUCGAUCUGGAGUACACGUCGUCUCAAGUCAAGAUGUUCGACCUUGUUUUUUGUAUCGAAAUGCUCUUGAUGAGCCUGUGCUUAUAACAGGUAACAAUUAUCAAGCUGCAGGAUUAAAUGAACCAUUUCCAGUACUUGAUAAAACGAUUAUCACCAAUUUAUUGACACAAAAUCGAGAAUUACGAGCCAUUGACGUGGCGACACAGUCAAACUAUCAUUUGACUGCACCAAUGUGGCAAACGAUUCUGUCCAAGUCCAAUGAACAUGAUGCUCUUUUGAUCAAUGUCGAAUUUCAAUUGUACAAUCUGCCUAUUCAAUGUCAAGUCGCACCACCUCUUGCUGUCACACAGGUGGAUUGGCAGAAGUUGAUCAUGUCAAAAAUACACGAAAACAAUUCAAAAGAAGAUGCUACUUCCAACAUAUUUGCUGCAUUUCUUGAAAGGAAUGCGUAUCUGGACUUUAUUAUUGUCCCAAGUGGUCAAUCGACAUGGCUUUCUGUGUCAUCAGGUGAGCUAUGGGUGUUUUUAAUUCCACCAACGUCAGUUAAUUUUGAAGCAUAUCGAAAGUGGAGAAAAAAUUCAGACUUUGUUACGCUGUUUUUACCUGAACAAGUAAAUAAAUGUAUCAAAUGUGUUGUACGUACCGGUCAUUCACUGUUAAUACCAGCUGGAUGGAUGUUUGCUCGCUAUGCUGGAGAAAUGGAAAGCUGUUCAUUAUUUUUUGGGUAUUUUGCAUGCACUGCAGCAUUGGAAGCACAGAUGGAAAUUGUGCUACUGGAAAUGCAACACGAUACCUUGAAGGAUACAACGUCUACUUGGCUAGCAGUGGAUUCUAAUAUGCAGCUCUGGACGGCAGUGUGUUACUACAUCCGUCAAUUAGCAGUUAACAAUAAUGGAAAAGUGAACGAUUUGGAGCGUCGAGUGCUACAGCGAGCAUUACCACGAUUGAAAGAGUGGAGUGUGCAACCUGCGUCAUUGAAGAUAGUGAGAGGCAUGUCAUGGAUUCCCACUUCUCAGCAAGAGGCUCAAACAAUCAUAAGUCAAUUGGAGCAAGCUCUUGAUGUUCCUACUUGCAGUCUCGAAGACUUGGAAAGGACUUAUGAGGUAAACAAUGAUGUCAACAUCUCUCCAAUUCCACUAAGCGAAGCGACCUGUAUCUACUCUGCUGCUUCUAUUUCUAAUGAUCAGAAUCAAUCUACUUGGGAUCUCAAUUAUACAGCUUACAGUAAUCUCAACUCGUCUACACCAAUGGAGUCUACUUGGCCGAGCUAUACUACUAGCCCGCAACACCUUCAACAGUAUCCAGAUGAGAAUCUGACGCAUAAUCAACCAUAUCAAUCCAAUGUGCCGUGUUUUCAGCAGCCCACACUGUUUCAUAAUUUGCAAGAAUAUGGCGAUUCAGACUACAAACACAUACCAACGGGCCUGGACUCAUACACUUUCGGAUGUCAAGGCCAAACUACUCUCGACAAUGCUGUUCCACACUCUUUACACACAUCUUUCGAGAAUCAACCCCGAAAUUUAGAUUAUAAAGGUCAAUACGUCGACAUGUUACGUCAUCGCGCUUCAUGUCAUCGAUGUGGAAACUUGCGCAAGAACAAUGUACAGUGUUCAGUAUGUCCACAUAUUUUCUGUGCAAAGUGUGCUGAAAAAAUGAUUGAAGAGCAUGGAAACCAAAUCUUUGAAAUCGGCUGUCCCGUAUGUAAGGAAUUGUGCUGCUGUGGCAAAAAUCGAUCAAUUUCCUGUACGCACAAGUUCCACUGCUACAAAAAGUGUCCAUCAACUAAACGACCAACGUUUGGAUAG
Plasmopara halstedii is the source of this 2157-nucleotide messenger RNA. RefSeq names its product phd-finger protein. Bases 1 to 2157 code for a protein of 718 amino acids. The record is from RefSeq and is a predicted model, not a curated record. Gene Ontology annotation, molecular function: transcription coregulator activity; histone demethylase activity. Gene Ontology annotation, biological process: regulation of transcription by RNA polymerase II; protein demethylation. NCBI's taxonomy places the organism in Eukaryota, Oomycota, Peronosporomycetes, Peronosporales, Peronosporaceae. The transcript is spliced from 2 exons.